CAACGACAACUUCCUGCAAAAUAGUGCUCCCUAACAACAGACAAAGCUUGUGGAUUCAGUGGAAGACGCUUAAUUAAAAGCGUUUGUCAUCCUCUCCUUCAAUGGGUCCUGACGCGCUGUCCAGGUGCAGAGAGUAGGCUGAGCGUGCAGACAUGUCCGGUCGUCCUGCUGCAGAGAUGGUCGACUCACAGGAGCUACCCGAGCUGCCGGCAAAGAAGGCUAAGCUUGAGAUAGACGGAGGGCUGGAAGAAGAGCGGAGUCAUCUAGGUGAGGAUAGGGGUCGGGCGGCUGCGUUGGGGUCCUCCGAGCAGGAGAGCUCUUACUCUACCCUGUCCACAGCCCAGCUUGAUCCAGGUGACCAGGAACAGUCAGACACCGGCAGAGGAGCGGCACCUCAAGCAUGCGGUGACUCCAUGACCUCGUAUGCUCAUCCUGCCACAGACUCAACGGCAACAUCUGAAUACACCCAACAGGUUUAUCAAGGAAGCAACCCAGCAGUGACUUCGUACACCAACCAGGUGGCCUUCUCUCCCCUGGCGCAGUCCACUGUGUACUCUGCCUUCCCUCAGUCAGGCCAGACCUAUGGCCUCCCGCCCUUCGGUGCUAUGUGGCCAGGCAUUAAAACUGAGACAGGGCUGCCUGAGGCUCCCUCUGGUGGCCAGCCUGGGUUUCUCAGCUUCAGCACCGCAUAUACCUCCACCCAGCCCGGCCAGCUGCACUACUCAUACCCCAGCCAAGGCUCAAGCUUCACAACAUCCAGUGUGUACUCCAGCAUCCCUUCAGCGACGGCCGCAACCACAACCUCCCCCACAGCAGCCCACCAGGAGUUCAGCAGCUACACCUCUCUGGGACAGAGUCAGUUCUCUCAGUACUACGCUCUGCCUCCCAGCUACGUCCCUGCCGGGCUGCCCAGCAGCGAGGACCCCGGGGCCGCUGUGGGAGCGGCCGGAUAUUCAGCCAUGAAGUCAGAGCAGGCUGCCUCUGCAGGUUUACCUCCCAGAGAUGCGUCCCCCCCAGAAAACCUCCCAGCAGGGGCAGCCCUCCCAACCAGUGUGGCCCUCCCCCCCAGAGCCGGGGACCAGGACGAGGUUGGACGCAGGAACUCUGUAGGCAAAUCCAAAGGGAAGGGCAAGAGGCCGGACAGCUCCCCGCCUGCUGACACCGACCUGGAGCGCAUUUUUCUGUGGGAUCUGGAUGAGACCAUUAUUAUAUUCCACUCACUGCUCACCGGCUCCUUCGCACAGAAGUUUGGCAAGGACCCAGCCACAGUACUGAACCUGGGCCUGCAGAUGGAGGAGCUGAUCUUUGAGCUGGCAGACACCCACCUCUUCUUCAACGACCUUGAGGAAUGUGAUCAGGUCCAUGUGGAGGAUGUUGCCUCUGAUGACAACGGACAGGAGCUGAGUACCUACAACUUCUUGACGGAUGGCUUUAACGGUGCCAGUGGAGGGGGUGCGUCAGGAGGCACCACGGGGGUCCAGGGGGGCGUGGAGUGGAUGAGGAAACUGGCUUUCCGCUACCGCCGGCUAAAAGAGAUCUAUAAUAACUAUAAAGGGAAUGUUGGAGGCCUGUUGAGUCCGAUGAAGAGGGAGCUGCUCCUCCGGCUGCAGAGUGAGAUCGAGACCGUUACAGACGCCUGGCUCAGCACGGCGCUCAAGUCUCUGCUGCUCAUCCAGUCCAGGGGGAAGUGUAUGAAUGUGUUGGUCACCACCACUCAGCUGGUGCCAGCCCUGGCGAAGGUGCUGCUGUACGGCCUGGGAGACGUCUUCCCUAUCGAGAACAUCUACAGUGCCACUAAAAUAGGUAAAGAGAGUUGCUUUGAGAGGAUUGUCUCUCGCUUCGGAAAGAAAGUGACGUACGUGGUGAUAGGUGACGGUCGAGAUGAGGAGUUUGCAGCAAAGCAGCACAACAUGCCUUUCUGGCGGAUCUCCACUCACGGCGACCUUGUGUCCCUGCACCAAGCGCUGGAGCUGGACUUCUUGUAAAGGAGGCAGCGUGUGAAUGUCGCACACUAAAAGGAAAAUGUAGUCGUCAUCCUGUCGGUCUGUGGAGUGACGUUACGUGAGAAACCCCUCCACAAACUCUAAUUAGAUACUCUACCCUGACUGGAUGACUCACUGUGUGAUGUGUGAUGGUAACGUACUGAGGCAGACUUUGGGUCGGAGCGGACAAUGAGACAGACUGGAUGCUGAUUUAAGGUGCCUCAGGCCCAGCACUCCCUCCUCUACGGCAGCUAACCUCACCACGGCUGAAACUGGCACUGAUCUGGACACAGAAGGGAAGACAUCCAUUUUUUUACCCUGCUUUGGUCACAUCUACUUUUUAGAUGUCAACAUUUUUAAUCUCCUAGAAAAUCCAAAGGGUAUUUUUUGUUUGUCGGCGUUCUUUUAUGUUGUUGUAGUUUUCUCAUUUAGUCUGUGUUAUUAAGAAUGAUAUCAAAGCAGUUAAAAAAAAUCUCUUCUGGGUUAUUUUGCACUCAUUCAAAGACUUGAAAUCAUCUUUUUGCCGAAGUUAAUGGCAGAAUCAGAUAAUCCCAAGAAUGUGGCCAUUCAAAUAUUUAAAACGAGGAACUUGAUGAGGUUUCCGUCCAAACCACAAGUCAGCUGUCCGGCGUCUUCAUUCUUCACCUAACUGUGGUUUCGUCUUUUUACACACAGUGUGUGUGACCUGAGGGCAGUGAGCACGCUGGGAAUCAAGAGACACCGCUGGUCACACUGACAAAGCUGAACUGGCCUCUUCGUAACACUCGGUAACAUAAUGGUAAAGGGAAGUUGGAAGAGCAGGAAUCUACAAACAAACAAAAAGAAAUCACAUUUCUUUCUGGAAGGACUCUACUGUAGUCAGUAGACAAAAAUUACAUCUCCCCAGUAGUAGUCAUCAUAGUAUUAGUAAGAAAAUGAACGGGUUCUUGAGCAUAAAAAUACAGUUGCAGAUAAAAGAAAAUUCUAUUAACUAGUCGUUGCAGCUCAUAUUGUCGAAGUAUAAGGAUUGAGCAGUUAGAAUGCAAAACAGGAAAUGACAUAGGCCUAAUAGAUUAGAUGUCACAAAAUGUUUUUCCAAGGUAAUCACCCAGACUGAUUUAAACUGUUCUCCAGCUCCUUCAUUUCCUUUAGGCAUUGCAUUGAAGGUGCAAAAUGUCCAAAAUUGACUCUUUGAGUAUACUUAAUUUUCUCUUUAUAGGUUUAGUCUUCUUAAGCUCUAUAAACCAUUGAAAAUUGCUCUUUACCUUUAAAAAAGGCUUUGAAAGAAAGUUACUUAUAGGGCUGUUAUAGGGAUUUUAUUCUUUUAUUAAUAUAUAUAAAGCCGGGUGUUGGUUUUCCUCAGGGAACCAUCCUGGGUAUCCUUGCAAUCCCAUUAAGGGUCUUACUUCUGUCAAAUAGGUGUUUCAAAGUGUUCGGUUUAAAAUGGCACCAUACUUAUUAGAUUUAAAAUAAAGGGAGGACUUGGAGAUUGGACAGCUUAAUCAGGAUAGUGUGACAUUUAACAAACACUCUAAAUCAUGUUUUCUGUACGGUGAGCGUUUUGAAGUCUAGGCAGGGAAUUUCGGAGGGAUCUCUCCGUGGUUGGAUUACAGAUCUGUCCUCAGAGUCCUGUUUGAAGUUAACAUUCACCGAGCUCAGGUAUCACUGUAGCCUGUUUGGUUUUGCUCCUGAUCCUUCUCGCUGUCUUUUACCUUCAAAGCGAGACUCUUAUCGGCAAGUUACUGUCACAUCAACACAUCUUUAUCAAGUUUGCAUAUCAUGGAAAUGAAUUAGCAUUUUCUUUUGUCUACUCUCUGUUAAUUUGUUUUAAAGGGAAAGUUUGCCACAUUUUUAUGUGGAUUACAAUUCAGCUUCAACAGAAGUAAUAAAUUCAUCAGUGCGUGCUACCUGACUGUGAAAGCUGAGAUUACCUUCUCACAGGCUUUAGUCAGCUACUCACUGAAAAUGUAUCCUAAUCCAUUACCUCAUCUGCACUCAUCAUUUCAGGCGUAACUAGUUUGCAUAUAGCGAAAUGACUUGGAAGUUCUUUGUUACGUCUGUGUCAGCCGUGACCGGAAUCAUCAGGUUUCUGGAUUCUCCUCCUGUGUAUCUUUCGCUCUGAGUUUUGUGAACAUUUCAGCAAAGCUAUUAGGGAAUUUCUUCAAAUUUGGCAGAAAGGUAAACUUGGACUCAUGGAUGAACUGGUCAUAAUGUGGUGGUCCGCUUCGCUGUGAACACACAACACAUGUUCUUGUGUAUAACUCACGAUUCAGUUACACAAUUUAACUCAGAACAGUUUUAGCAAGUAAUUAAACGUCAUCUAGCGCAAACUAGGGGAAAUGAAAACUGAAAGUAUCCUUUGAACUUCAUUCUAUUAAUCACUUACUGAGGAGCUUAACUUGCCUGCCCAUACUUUCCAGCAUGCAGGUCGAGAGCUGCAGCAGCAGCAGGAAGCAUUAGACAAAAGGUCUCUAGUUUACUAAACGGAAUUUAAGCUACAGUUUAUAAAUCGACAGCAGCACUGAGAUAAUCCGUCCCGCUCUCAGCCUCUGACUCAGAUAACGCAUAGUGAAGAGUAUCAUAAUUACUGAAGAGGUUGAAUUUGAAACAAAAGUAAAGCAUCUCACCCCAUGAAGAGAGCAGGAUACAUGCUUUAAGACCAUUUGGUUAAACCCAGGGGAAAAAUGAUUUGUUAGUCAGUAGAAUAAAAUGAUAUCACUCUGCCAUGCUGUCAGGUUGCUACUAAAGCAGAUUGCUUUGUUACAAAUCAAUGCCAAAAUGAUCAUUUACCAAAAAUGUAAAUUGCAUGAUUCUGUUUCCAAAGAAAAAACCUUUUGCUCAGUUUUUCAAAUUACAUUUCAUUCAGAUAACAUUGAUGGUAUGUAUUAGUUAGUUCACAAAAAAAUAUAGCUGCAAAAUGAAAAAUCUGCAGAUCAUUUUCUUUUGUACUCGAUUACUACUAAUCAAUAUCUAUUUUGUUCAUAAUUUUUGGUUUGCAAUUCCUGCUUUGCAAAUUAAGAAAUGUGCUGUUUUUCUUUGACUCAUAUGAUUGUAAAGUAAAAAUAUUUUGCUUUUCUUAUAUUAAUCCUUCAAUCCAAAGCCAAACAAUAUUUUUUUAAAAAGGCAAAUGGCAAAUGUUCACAGCAACCCCAGUGAAUUCUAAAUCAGGAAGUGGUUUUUUGGUACUUCUGCUUUAAAAAUUCAUGUAAUUGUCAAAAUAGUUUGCAAACAAAUCAUUCAUCUUUCCUUGGGAGAUUUUAGUUGUCAGACAUCUGAAAACCCCUGAAUCACGUGUACUGCUUUAAUUUUCCGUAUUGUAACCCACACACGAUGAUGAACGUGCAAUACAUUUUUUGCUCAUUAACCAUAUUUAAGGGAUUCUCAUUUUGAGGAAAACCCGGAGGGUCCGUAUGAGAUUACAACUGAACAAUACUGAGCCUGAAGAAGAUUUCUUAUUUACUCUCAUGCAGCUUGACCGUUAAGAAUGUGUAUUUUUGUCUGUCUUGUGUGUUUCUGUGAAUGUUUAUUGUGCCUUUACCCAUCAUCUGUAUGCAUAAACUCAAAGGGAAAUAUGUACGACUUUUAUUUGAUACAUUUAUAACUGCAUUGUUCUAUUUAUCCAAAGUGUUAUCUUACUUUUUUUUUAACUCAAGUGUUUUGAUUUGUCCUUUCUGCACUGUAUUUGAAAGUCUUCUUUCUAGAAAACUAUAAUAUCCAUUUUUGGGGAGAAAAGGUUUAUUUCUGUCACUCAUUGUUUAAGGAAAAACAAUUUAAGUGAAGGGCCAAAAUGGUUUCCUUGCUUGCUGUAAAUUCCACAAAUGUUUCCAGGAAAAACAAUCUCAAUUGAAUCUGUUUUUUAAUAUAUUUUCAUGUCUGUAUCCUUUAAAAGGGAGAUUCAUUAAUUUUGUUGCUGUGAUGCCCACCAUCGCUUAGACAAUCAUCUAUAGAACAUGGGAUUUUUUAUUGCAGAUAACUGAAGUGAAAAUAUUUGUUCUCGGUCCUGACACAAUUGCGAACAUUAAGAACCCAAUUAGAUUAUUUUUUCCUGCUCGUUGAAAGUGUUUUCUGUUUAUUUCUCUACUUUGUCUGCAUGUCAUGUUUUUGAAGUAUUGUUAAAGGGGGCUAUAUUAUUCUGAAUCCUCUUUCUCUUUUCAAUGCCAAAUGCUGUUAUUAUCUUUCAUUGUGUGUUUUGUGUUUGUCUUUUCAACAUGUAUUUCAUCUCAUCUUCGAGAACGUGUGAGGUCACAUGGGGUUAUGUAGAGAGCCUGACUGUGAUCCUGUAAACUGAUCAUCAUAAUCAUGCAAAAUGAAUUACCAUAAUCACUAUUUCCCCCACAUUAGGUGAGGAGACCCCGACAGUGCUGUAUGGUUUUCCUGUGUACACUCAAUACAGUGUAAAUAAACUUUAAACAGUUUCAGACACAA
Messenger RNA from Eleginops maclovinus (Patagonian blennie), 6386 nucleotides. It is a transcript of the gene eya3, whose product is annotated as EYA transcriptional coactivator and phosphatase 3. Gene Ontology annotation, molecular function: protein tyrosine phosphatase activity. Gene Ontology annotation, biological process: cell differentiation; negative regulation of extrinsic apoptotic signaling pathway in absence of ligand; positive regulation of DNA repair. The record is from RefSeq and is a predicted model, not a curated record. Lineage: Eukaryota; Metazoa; Chordata; Actinopteri; Perciformes; Eleginopidae. Gene Ontology annotation, cellular component: nucleus. The transcript has 19 exons. The coding region runs from base 153 to 1985 and encodes 610 amino acids.